CCAAUUUUGAAUGCGAUUUGCUCGCAGGGUCCGAGGACUGCUAAAAAACCGAGUUGUAUGAAUCAAGAGGAUUCAAAAGUGUGCCGACCAGCUUGUUUAUCAGCUUCUUACUCUUUCAUUACUAUUUCAAUACUUUAAAAAAAUGACCGCAUUUGAAGAGUUCGGCGUUAUGCCCGAGAUUGCCAAAGCAAUCGAUGAAAUGGAAUGGAUGCUGCCCACUGACGUUCAAGCCGAGGCAAUUCCACUGAUUCUUGGAGGUGGAGAUGUUUUGAUGGCUGCCGAAACAGGAAGUGGCAAAACUGGUGCAUUCUGUUUGCCAAUUUUGCAAAUUGUGUGGGAAACAUUGCGUGAUAUUAAGGAAGGAAAAGGUAACAUAGGUGGCGAAUACAAAGGAAAGCUGUGGACUCUUUCGUUAACCGAUCGGGACAAUGCAAUGGCUAUAACUCCGGAUGGUUUACGCUGCCAGUCACGUGAAUUCAAGGAUUGGAACGGAUGCCGUGCAACAGCAGGUGUCCAUGGUACUGGAAAGUACUUCUACGAGGCAACAAUUACUGAUGAAGGCCUAUGUAGAGUCGGAUGGUCGACCGAACAGGCGAGUCUUGAUUUAGGUACCGAUAGGUUUGGCUUCGGAUUUGGUGGAACGGGAAAAAAAUCCAACUCCAAGCAAUUUGAUAAUUAUGGCGAGGCAUUUGGAAAACAAGAUGUCAUCGGUUGUAUGCUGGAUCUAGUUUCCGGGGAGGUUGGUUUCACAAAAAAUGGUGUGUUUCUGGGAGUGGCUUUCAAAGUAAGUGAACCAUGGUUUAAGAAUGCCGUUUUCUAUCCCGCUGUUGUUUUAAAAAACGCUGAAACAGCAUUCAACUUCGGUCAAACAAAUUUCAAAUAUCCGCCUCCAAAAGGCUACAUAGCAGUAUGCAACGCAUCAAACGAUGAAUUGACGCACAAUCCCAAUACCGGGCCAUCGGGAAGAGCUUCGGGCUUCGAAGUAAAGCCGAAACCUAAUGCUCCACAAGCGAUAGUGAUCGAACCGUCCAGGGAAUUGGCCGAACAAACGUUUAAUCAGAUUCGAAAAUUUAAAACACAUCUGAAGGAUCCGGAAAUUCGGGAGCUACUACUGAUUGGCGGCGUGAACGUGCGUGAGCAGAUGGAUGUAUUGCAGUGCGGAGUGGACAUUAUUGUAGCUACACCAGGCCGUCUUGAAGAUCUGAUCAGUAAUGGAUACGUACUGCUAAAUAAUUGUCGCUUUUUUGUAUUGGAUGAAGCAGACGCACUCCUGAAGCAAGGAUACACUGAACUGAUCGAUCGGCUCCAUAAGCAAAUACCGAAAAUCACUGCGGACGGACGUCGACUACAGAUGGUUGUAUGCAGUGCUACCCUACAUUCUUUCGAAGUGAAAAAGAUGUCGGAACGAUUGAUGCAUUUCCCAACAUGGGUCGAUUUGAAGGGUGAAGAUGCAGUACCGGAAACCGUCCAUCAUGUUGUUUGUAUGGUUGAUCCACAGAAAGACAUUAGUUGGCAAACGAUGCGCAGCCACAUUCAAACGGAUGGUGUACAUUCUCGUGAUAAUGUUCGUCCGGGAUCCAACACUGCCGAGGCGCUUUCGGAAGCUAUCAAAAUGUUGAAAGGCGACUACACCAUAAAAGCAAUCGAUGAGCACAACAUGGAUCGAGCAAUAAUUUUCUGUCGUACGAAAUUGGAUUGCGACAAUAUGGAGCGCUAUCUGCGACAAGUAGGUUCGCAAAAAUAUUCUUGUGUGUGCUUGCACGGAGACCGCAGUCCAAAAGAAAGGAAGGAAAAUUUGGAGAUGUUCAAAAGCAGCAAAGUAAAAUUUCUCAUCUGCACUGACGUGGCUGCCCGAGGGUUAGACAUUACGGGACUACCUUUCAUCAUUAACGUAACACUUCCGGAUGAAAAGUCCAAUUAUGUUCAUCGAAUAGGUCGUGUCGGUCGCGCCGAACGCAUGGGGUUAGCUAUUUCCCUGGUAGCGACAGUGCCGGAAAAAGUCUGGUAUCACGGUCAGUGGUGCUCAUCCAGGGGCAAAAACUGCUGGAAUACCGAUUUGACCGACACAAAGGGAUGUUGCAUAUGGUAUGAUGAGAAAAUGUACUUGGCGGAAAUAGAAGACCAUCUCACCGUGACCAUACCACAAAUAGAAAAAGACUUGAAGGUUCCGUUGAACGAAUUCGACGGUAAAGUAGUUUACGGUGCAAAGCGUAUCAACACAGGUACCGGUUACAAGGACCAUGUUGAGCAGCUCGGUCCUGUUGUCCGAGAGUUGUCGCGUUUGGAGCGUGAGGCCCAAUCAUUGUAUUUAAAAAAGCUGGCAGUGUAAACUAAAACGGAUACAUACGCAAACAUUUCUAAUAAAAAAGUUAUCCUAU
Messenger RNA from Anopheles aquasalis, 2378 nucleotides. It is a transcript of the gene Ddx1, whose product is annotated as ATP-dependent RNA helicase Ddx1. Gene Ontology annotation, molecular function: ATP binding; nucleic acid binding; protein binding. The record is from RefSeq and is a predicted model, not a curated record. NCBI's taxonomy places the organism in Eukaryota, Metazoa, Arthropoda, Insecta, Diptera, Culicidae.